AUGCGAGGCCUCAGCGAGCAACGUGCGGUUGUCUACCCCUGUGUCCGGGAGCGCUAUGAAGCGGCCAAGAAGUGUGGAUUCAGCGAUGAGCAGAACCCUUACCACGAAAGCAAGUACGAAGCUCUGACUGCCCCUGUGUGCUCCAUGGACUUUGACCGUGUAACUGGCUUCAGCCUGGAUGCUCUCACUGGCGAAAGAGCUAGCGCUCCGGAGUUCGACUGGGGGGAUGGGCCUGAAAUACCCACAGAGAUACAUUGGGCAGAGCCACCCCUGUUAACGAAGCCAGCGGCGGCUGUGGCUGUUGCGCAGCAAGCAAAGGAGUCUACGCCUGCAGCUGCGGAUCCUGCGCCGGAAAAUCAGGAUAGAGCUGCAGACUCCCGGCAGCUUGCGGUACUGCCUGGGCAGCCAGAGGCACACUAUGGCGAGGAAGCGGAGAAGCCGGUGGAGCAGAAGCGUCCGCCGGCUCUAACAGACUUGACGGAUGAGGAAGAGACGGCUAAAGCGCAGAAGGAUGCCGCGAAGUCAGGCUGCUGCACGCUGCUGUGA
Symbiodinium pilosum is the source of this 546-nucleotide messenger RNA. Lineage: Eukaryota; Dinophyceae; Suessiales; Symbiodiniaceae. The record is from the annotation of a GenBank genome assembly.